Molecule: messenger RNA, 1416 nt
Organism: Blastocystis hominis
Lineage: Eukaryota; Bigyra; Opalinata; Blastocystidae
Exons: 7
Coding region: 1-1416 (471 amino acids)
Biological process (GO): carbohydrate metabolic process
Source: RefSeq, a predicted model, not a curated record
AUGUACGCUCUUCUAUUACUUAUUGCCCUUAUUCAUAUUGCAUCCUGCAGAGUUGCAAAGGAGGAGAGAACCUUUGUCUCGAGUGUGGUGGACAAGUUCAUCUCGGAAAUAAAGCCAAACUUCAAGGAUAAGGAACUCGCAGACCUUUUUGAAUCGUGCUAUCCCAAUACCUUGGAUACCACUGUCUAUUCAUUUACGGAAAGUGACUGCGGAGAUGAGGAUACCUUCCUUAUUACUGGUGAUAUCACUGCCAUGUGGCUCCGAGAUAGCACAAAUCAGAUCGUUCCUUAUUUGAGAUUUGCCCGUCAGGAUCCGAAGCUGCGCGCACUGAUUCGUGGCGUUUUGAAUCGUCAAGUGAAAUCCGUCUUGAUUGACCCUUACGCCAACGCUUUCAACUUUGACAAGACAGGCCAUCCGGAUUCCCACACAGACGACAGCACAAAGCGCCCCGCUGCUCUCGGAACGAGACAGAACGCCAUGAACUCCUACAUCUUCGAGCGAAAGUUCGAGAUCGACUCCCUCGCAGCCGUUCUGGCGCUCUCCCACCAAUACUACAAUGCCACUGGCGAUGCGACUCCGUUCAACGCUCGUUGGGCGAAGGCCGUGAAACUGAUGAUCCAAACAGCUAGAAACAACCAAAUAGCGAGCGGUCCCUACACUUCCUACGAGUACUCGUUCACUCGCAUGUGCAAUCGCCCGACCGAAACGCUCAUGGACGGAGAGGGCUGGCCGUCCCGUUACACGGGACUUAUUCGAAGUGCAUUCCGUCCAUCGGAUGAUGCCACGAAGCUCCCGUUCUUCAUCCCCGGAAACAUCAUGUUCCUUGUCAAUCUUCGCCACUGCGCGAAGAUCUUGCGGGACGUCGUGGGGGACGCCGUAUUGGCGGCGGAAGCGAUGAAAUUGGCGCAGGAAAUCGACGACGCAGUGCAGAAUUUCGCGGUGCUGAACCAUCCAUUCAAGGGAAAAGUGCUGGCGUACGAGGUGGACGGGUUCGGAAGCGCGUAUUUCAUGGACGAUGCGAACAUUCCUUCGCUGCUGUCGCUUCCUUAUUUGGGCUAUUUGGACAAGAACGAUCCGCUCUACCGCAGCACGAGAGAGCUGAUUCUGAGUCCGUUCAAUCCGUAUUUCUUUAAGGGAGCUGCGGGAGAGGGAAUUGGAGGACCGCAUGUGGGACCGGGGUACAUCUGGCCGAUGUCGAUUAUCAUGCGCGCAUACACUUCGGAUGAUGCUAAUGAAAUUAUGGAGUGUUUGCGCGUGUUGAAGGCAAGUGCCACGAAUGGGUACAUGCAUGAGAGCUUCUCGCAGGAUAAUGUGAAUGGAUACACGAGACCGUGGUUCGCUUGGGCGAAUAGUCUGUUCGGAGAUAUGCUUAUCGAUUUGAUGGAUCGCCAUCCUGAACUGAUUCUGCAUUAUUGA